GCGAGGUGAAGCCGCGCCCACUGUCUCGACAGGUGCUGCCACGGAGUGCCAACCAUUUCUUGGUCAGACAUGGCCCUUCUGACAGCUUUGUCGCCGGAAUGGGUUAUGCUGGCAGUGACGACCAGUGUUCUCUUGUACCUAUACGCCUCACGGAAUCGCAACUACUGGAAAAACCAGAAUGUUCCCUCAGAACCAUUCGCACUCAUAUUCGGUGCCACAUUAAAGCUUUUCUCCAACCCACUACACGAGAUUGAUCUAGCGAGGUAUAAAAAGUACGGGAAGCUUUUCGGUGCCUUCGAGAUGGGCAAGGCCGUGCUCUUUGUAGCAGAGCCCAAGAUGGUGAAGCACGUCUUAGUGGACGACUUCGCAUCUGUGCCUGACCGAAGGACGUUCCAGAUGAAUGAGCCACUUUUGGAUAACAUGAUGAGCAUGGCUUCAGUGGAAGUGUGGCGAAAGGUUCGCUUGGGUGCGGUCCCGGCGUUCUCUGCUGCAGUGCUACGAAAAAUGAACUCCUUGAUUGAGGAUUGCGUUUUGGUGACAACAGAACACCUGAAGAGAGCAGCGUCUAAAGAAGAGGAUGUUGAUGUUAAACAGCUCUUCUGGGACUACGCAUUGGACCUGAUCGCGAGGUGCGCCUUCACCACGAAGCUGGACUCUCAUUCGGAGCCGACAAACGAGUUCGUCAUCCGAUCAAGACAGGUCCUUUCUCAGCGCUUCACGCCACGCUUAUUUCUGAUCCUUGUGUGUCCAGCCAUCGCAAGAAUGCUUCGGAUUGGACCGUUAAGGCCAGACGUAAUCGGUUUCUUCAGACAUCUGGGUCAGAGCAUAAUAAAGGGCAACAAAGACUCCCCUAACUGUGAGAAAGCUUUCGCAUUCUCUUUCAGCUUUAUUUGA
Dermacentor silvarum is the source of this 894-nucleotide messenger RNA. RefSeq names its product cytochrome P450 3A41-like. Gene Ontology annotation, molecular function: iron ion binding; steroid hydroxylase activity; oxidoreductase activity, acting on paired donors, with incorporation or reduction of molecular oxygen. NCBI's taxonomy places the organism in Eukaryota, Metazoa, Arthropoda, Arachnida, Ixodida, Ixodidae. The transcript has 8 exons. Bases 70 to 894 code for a protein of 274 amino acids. The record is from RefSeq and is a predicted model, not a curated record.